Contarinia nasturtii (swede midge) is the source of this 19255-nucleotide messenger RNA. RefSeq names its product RNA-binding protein Musashi homolog Rbp6 (gene Rbp6). The transcript is spliced from 14 exons. Gene Ontology annotation, cellular component: cytoplasm. Gene Ontology annotation, molecular function: RNA binding. NCBI's taxonomy places the organism in Eukaryota, Metazoa, Arthropoda, Insecta, Diptera, Cecidomyiidae. Bases 1437 to 2522 code for a protein of 361 amino acids. The record is from RefSeq and is a predicted model, not a curated record.
CAGAGCAGCUAACUGUGUGGAUUCACACAACAGAAUAGCGAAACUUUUGAGGAGAUGGGCAAAAAAAAAUAAAAAUCGAGGUGGCCUUUUGCCUAGAACUCACAUUGUAUAUAGUAUAUACGAACAGUAACGAUUUGAUAGUUGAAGAGUACUUAUCGACUAAUUCGGAAAGGUUGACACCGCAGCCCUGUACCUUGUACACUACAGUUUAGUUUUUUUAGUAGUUGUAGCAGAUCUGUUGAUCGACAUCUAAAACAUUUUUCAAAAACUUACUCACAUUUUUCGCAGAAAUUGGAAAAUUGAUACGAGAAAAUGAAAUAAUUUUUUUUUCUGAAAUUUUUGAAUGCAAUUUCAAGUAAAAGUUCAAUACGAUUGAAAAAUAUCUUGCGCGGCGUCAAUACGAAAUAAACAAUAAGAAUUAAAAAAAAAAAAAAACAAUAAUAACUGAAGAGCAAUAGCAACCGAUUCGCGCGAUUAUUUGAAAACGGACAAAAAGCCCGGUUUGAAAAUCACACAAACGUUGAGAGAGAGAGAAAGAGAGUGCGAGAGAUUACCAAAACAAAACACCGGCAACAACAUUCAAGCGCGUGAAUGGAAGAACACAAUUGACAUCAGUGACAACAUGUGCGAUUUCAUUUUCAAAUGAACUGAUAACGAUUGGUGUGAAACUGUGAAUUAUUUAUAGCUAGUCAAUUGUUCGGUAAACAGCCCAACUAAAUUUCGAUCCAAAUCAUUCAGAAAUAGUUUAUUGUAUGAUCGAUUCUCAUUAUCAUAAUCGGGUUAUAUCGACACAAAAUACUCUCAGCCAACGAUCAUUUCGACAAAAAGAAUACUUUCUAUGAAAGAGUUACACCGAAAAAAAAUUAUUAAAAGAAAGAGUUUAAGCGAUAAGAUCGAUUUGUAAUUUUACCGGAAAUUGUGAAAUAAAAGAUUGUUCCAUUUGAAAAGAUCUUCUUUUGAAUUAAUAUUUAUAACAUCGAUCCAAACAUUUCUUUAAACACUUUAUUCGUCCUUUUUAAGUGCAAAACCAUUUUUUAUUUCAAUUUAAAUUGACAUUUUAAGGACAUUGUCAUCAAGUGAACUGAUUCUAUAAACAUUUUAUUUCGAAAAAAAUCUACAUCACAUUUGUGUACUGAUUUUUCGGAGAUUUUCCAGUAUUUACCAACUGAAAAAAAAAAAAAGAAUUCCUGCGAUUAAAAAAAGAACUGAUAGUGGAUACAAAAUAAAGGAUAUUGAAAAAAAAACGCUUUUUUAAAAAAUUCGUUCGUGUUUUGAAAAACAGUUGAUGAAGACAAAAUAAAGAAGUAAAAGUAGAGAAAAAAAAAUAUAUUGAAAAAAUAGGUCUACCAGAAAUUGUGACUCGUAAAUUAAGAAAUUAAAUUGAAAAGAAACGUGAGAACAAAAAAUAGCAGUAAAACAAGAAAAGCCAAUUCGAUAUGGAGCAUCAAAUUCAGCAGGAGCUGGCUUCCGGAUCGCCCGAAGUACCAAAUUAUCCAGGGAAAAUGUUUAUUGGCGGACUGAGUUGGCAAACAAGUCCAGAAAGCUUACGGGAUUACUUUAGUAAAUUUGGUGAAAUAACAGAAGUUAUGGUCAUGAAAGACCCAUCAACACGUCGGUCGAGAGGCUUUGGAUUUAUUACGUUCGGUGACCCAUCUAGUGUAGACAAAGUAUUAGCACAAGGCACCCAUGAAUUAGAUGGAAAAAAGAUUGAUCCAAAAGUAGCGUUUCCUAGGAAAGCGCAUCCGAAGAUGGUGACGAGAACGAAGAAAAUAUUUGUGGGUGGCUUGUCUGCUCCCACAACGCUGGAAGAUGUCAAGAGCUACUUCGAACAAUUCGGACCGAUUGAGGACGCAAUGCUGAUGUUUGAUAAACAAACAAACCGUCAUAGAGGUUUUGGAUUUGUCACAUUUCAAAGUGAAGAUGUCGUGGAUAAAGUAUGUGAAAUUCAUUUUCAUGAAAUAAAUAACAAAAUGGUUGAAUGCAAAAAAGCGCAGCCGAAAGAAGUGAUGCUCCCGACGAAUCUUGCCAAAACGCGCGCAUCCGGAAGGACGGCAUACGAUAAUAUUAUGUGGGGAUUGGGAACAUUACCAGAAGGUUUCCCAGCAGCUGCAUAUGCUGCAUAUGCAGCUGGUCGCAGCUAUUCAGGAUAUCCUAGUUUUGGAUUGCCUUAUCCAACAGUUCAUGACUUGACAAACGGCCAGCUAACACCAAACAACAAUACACCACUCCUAACACAAGCACUUUCAGUCAUGAAUAAUUAUCAGGCGGCUGCUGCAGCAGCACAAGGUUUUGGACCACCAGCAUCACCACAUACAACUACAACAAGAGGCGGAUUUCCAGCGACCAAUUCACCAGGACCAACAAUUGAUAUGUAUAGUUCUAGUGCAGCCGAUAGCGUAGGAUAUGUGCAAGCGGCGAGCCCCCAACCAUCCGGCUUCCCAGCCAUUGCAGUGAGUCGAGCACCAUUGAAUUACAGUCCUGGUCCAUUAAUACAAGCUGCAUUCACCAACGGUUAUCAUUGAAUUGAUUUCCAUGCGAGGCACAUCUAAAUAAAACACAUAUUGUUUGAUAAAGAGAACACAAAAUCAGCUUAACAAUAAACAAAAACAACAAACAGGCAAAGUAUAAAACUUUAUAUCAGAUGAAAUAAACAAGGAAAAAAUGAAAUUGUGGAAAUCAAAGAAUAGUUUAAUGAGAAGAAGAAUCCACUGAAAUAAAAUCAUAUAUUCACACUCACACACAUUUAUACAAGGCACAGUAAACGAACACAAACAGACAAAAACUCUAUAUAGAUAUUAAAAUUAAAAGAAAAAAAUAAAUAAAUAAAUAAAGUAAUUAUAAUAAAAUAUAUUUUCAACUGCAAUCAAAAAUCGGCUGCAAUAAAUUGCGCUGCAAAAUAAACCACUUACAUAAAAUAAAAACAAAAAUGACAAAAAAUAUUGAAUAAAAAUAUUCUACAUCAAUUAACCUAUAUAAGUAUAUAUACAUGAUUAUAUAUAUAAAUGAAUGAAUCGAAACGGGAUUCAUUUGCCUACCCGCACACAAUCCACAACAAUAACAACAACAAAAAAACUAAAUAAAAUUAUUACGAAUUAUGAGGGAAAAUGUUAGGACGAAUGUGUAAAAUUUAAUCCAAAAAAAAAAUAUUUAAAUGGAAACUUGCAUCAUUUGAAUAUAUUAUGAACGCAGCCGUUAUAGAGAGAAUGAGAAAUCAAAUGAAUGUUACAAUUAUAUAUUUUCUUCUUUAAAAAAAAUGUGUUACAUUCUACACACCCCACACACACGCAUAAAACAAUCCAUCUCUACAUAUUUGCAAUAUUUUCAGUGUUGAUAGAAAUUUGGGCAAAUUUUUUUUGCGAUGCAGAUGAACUAACGGGCAUGGACAACCGAAUUCGUUGAGUUUGUCAUCAUAUUUUGAAGCAAACAUUCCGAUUUUAUAUAUGUUAGCUAGGACAAAAGACAAAUUCUAUGCUAUUCCAUAUAAAAUAUGUUGAAACGAAGUGCGUAUAAGAGUGAACAUGAAAUACCUACACAAUUUGAUAUUAUAACGAAAAAUAUUGUUCAUACUUAGAGAGAGAGAGAGAGUUUUGUUGUAUUGGUACAUCUUAUUUUCGUUCCUUUUCGUAGCCGAAACAGUUGGCAUUAAUAACAAGAGACAAAUGUUAUUGUUAUUAUUUACUACAAAUAACUUCUAGUAAUGGCCAACUGUACGUGGAUAUGAAUUGAUCCGAUCAUUUGAAAAGAGAUUUCAGUUAGAUGUCAGAUUUCUGCUCAUAUCCCCCAAUGGUUCAAAGGAUUUUUUUUGAAUCGAAAUCAAUUGAAGAAAAGAUCCGUUGGAAAAAUCGAUUUUACAUUCACAUAGUGCUUUGUUUUGUUUAUUUGACGAAAGUGUAGUUUAACUCACAAAAUGAUUGCCAAUGGAAAAAGCUUAUGAAAACAUCAACAAUGUUGAUGGCACUCAGUGUGAAUCGUUCAUAAGUUGUAAAUUACAUUUCGCCAUUCGAAAUAAAAGAAGAUGAAAAAAAAAAGAUUUAAGUGGAUCUCAGCUGGCAGAUACCGCGUUGUCUUCCGACGGAAUGACGAAAUUAUAUAUACAAUAUAGAUAUAUAAAUGAAGCUUUUAUCUUUUGAAUGGUAGUUAUCAAACGUGGUAGUUUUCAACCAAACAUUUGAUUUCAACACUUUACAGCAAAAAAAACGACAAAUGACUUGAAGUACUUGAACAAAUAUUUCUUACAGAGUUUAUGCAUUUAUAAUGUAUAUUGUAUCCAAAUUUUGCGUUCAAUUUACAAAUACAAAAGCAUGCAUUGAUUGCCAAAAUGAAAAAAAAACCAUUAAUUGGAUUGGAUUACAGUAUGUUCUUCGUAGCAAAUGCAUUGAGAAGAACGUUCAUUACUCAUUUUGAGUUUUGGUUCAAUUCAUUUGCUUAUCAUUCAAUAGUCGUGUUUUUCUGUUCAAACAUAAUCAGCAUUUUUUUUUUCAAUAUAUUGAAAACAGCAAAUGUUGCAUAAAUAUAUUCGGAUAACCAACCUUUAGAUUUUAUUCGACAAUGCACUUUGCUGCACCCGAUGACACCUACACGCUUUAUAGACGAAUGGAUUAUUUUAAGUUUCAAUCAAUUAUAUGCAUUUGAAAAAAAUCGAUUAAAAUGACGCAUCAAAUCAAGAAUCGAUAAAAUUGUGGUAGCAACAGCACAUCAAGCAAUAGCAUCUAUCAGCAUAAAACCAAUCGCAUUUUACACCGUGUUUUUCCUUCAACAAAUAUUUAGUAACAAAGAAUAAAAAAAAAUGUGAAUAUUCGAAAAGCAAAGAAAUUUACCAAAACAAAAACAAAACACUUAAACAUAAAAUCACAGAGAAUUUAUGCGUUUUCUUAUGCCAGUGAGAAUAAGCCUACUUACAAAUUGAAUAGAAGAAUUUUAAAAGAACAAAACAAAACACAUUUAGAACAACCAACAAUUACGACAAUUUGCAAUACAUUCUCAUGUCAUAAUUUCUAUAGAGAGCAUUUUAUAACAUUUUUUUCGUAUUGAUAAAUAAACAACAACAACAAAAAACAAGUAUGCUUUGUUAGAUUCUAGACAAUUGCCGUCGUCGCUUGACAUUUUUUUACCAAAACCAAAAUCUCGCUAAUCACGAAAACACACACACACACACACACGUAACAACCAAACAUAAAUGAAAUGAACAUGCACCUUCAUAUUUAUAAAUGAACAAUAAAAACCUAAAAUAAUAACAAAACAUUUAAAUUAAAUUUAAAAGAAAAAAGAGAUGAAUAUUUAACAGGGUAUCUUCUUUACAAUUUCGAAAUAUGAGAAAGUGAACAAACCUAGUCCCUUUGAAUGCUCAACAAACACUAUCCCAUCAUCCAAAGAGCAUGCAACGUUUUAAAAAGAAAUAAUCAUUUAAUAAGUGAACUAUUAACAGACAAAUUAAAGACAGCAAGCGAGACACACACACACACAGAUAACUUGUAAACAAACGAUUAGUAAGCAUUUGAAUAAAAAAACAAAACAAAAGACGAAACAACCUUAAAGUAAAUAUACACAGCGAAAACAAAAAACUUAUAUAGAAAUAUCUUAAGUGAUGUAAAUUGAUUAUUCACUUAAACUCAUAUAUGAGUAUACACGCGACGAUACAACAGCUGUAAAUUCUAGGUAAUUACAUUUUUUUUGUUGUCUGUACAUAACAUAACUGAAUAUUUUAAACGAAAACAUAACAACAAAAAAAUCACAUAUUAUGUGACACAUAAAUACAAAAUCACAAAAAAAAACGAAUUAAAUAAAUACCAAAAAAGAAAACCAAAAUGGACCAAGCUAUAGCAAGUUUGCAAAUAUUGACAUUUUGCAUUUGUCUUCUUCUUUUUUAUAUAUAAAUAACUUACAUAUAAUCCUGAACUUAAUGAAAUGUGACAACAUGAACAUGCAAUUCUCAAAUAAAACCCGGCACAAUUAUUUAAUUCGAGCUGAUGUUCUCAGCGUGCCAAUAAAAAUGCUCUCUAAUCAAUCGAAACUACUUGCAGCCAAACCCGAAAAAAGAAAUCAGGUACACAGCAUAACUUGCAUAUUUAGAUAAUUCAUUCCUGGAACCCAUGUGUCCAUAAAAUGGACACAAUUGCUCGAUGGUGCUGACACAUACGAUAGAUUACGUUACAUGACAAUAAAAUUGCAAAAAAGCAAAACGAUUGACCAUUCAUGGAUUAGUGUGUUGUAGUCCCAUUUUCUUUUUCAAUCGAACCAAAAAGCCCACGAGUUUCUUGCUAUAGUACACAAUAUGACAAGCAUUUCACUUUCUCUUUCUCGCUCCUCACUGCAAACACACAGACACGCUCACAAUAUUUCUUUUUGCGUUUCAUUUUUGUGAUAAGAAUUUUGGAUCAAUGCAUAGCGAUGCCAAUGUUAACAUAUUGAAAGAUGAAAAACGCCAAUAUGGUCUCUUUUUUCAGCUUGAGCUCAAAUCGUCGGAAUUUUUAUUUGUUGUGUGGCUGGAAAUUGAUUUGAUUGCAUUUGUUUGUUACAAAAAAAAAAUGCGAAUUUAAUGUGCGUUAAUUUCGCCGCAUAAUACAACAGCGGCAACAGACUGACGGAGCCAAUUUGGAAUGGGUAAACUGUCCACGAAAAUUUAUGGUCACUGGCAUAGACAAGAAAUGAGCAUUUUAUUUAGUGCUUCUUUGUGUCUUUUUUUUCGGAACACAAAACGAACAAAAUCUAUUUACUUGUUGAUUGUUCACAAGCUACAAAUUACAAACAAUAAAUUUUCAGUUAUCAGCAAAAAAAAACUGUUUGACUGUUAUUUUUCUCUAUCAAAAUGGCAAACGCAUUGCGCGUUCAACAACUUGCACAACAGAUUAUUCAUUUCGGUUUAUCUUUGCAUCUGCUUGCUUGCUUUAAAAUACAUAAAUAUGUAUUUCUUGGCUGCAAAUUGCCAUUUCAUUCAAAUCAUCAUUUUUUUGUUUGUUUUAUCUGCCAUUUGAUUCAUUUCGCUCCAAUAAAAUAUCUUCAUUCAACAGCAUUAUUGUCUUUCAUCUGCUUGCUCUUGAGGAAAAGAAGAGAACACGAAAAAAACCACAAUUGUUGCAUUCAUAUGAAUGCUCGAAGGUUUAAUUUGGUCAACGCAUCCACGAUAGUUGGAUUAAUCCUUUAAAUAAAUGAACCUAAUCAAAGCUGGUAGUGUAAAAACAAAUAGUAAACGAUAAUAAUAAAAGCAAUAAUAAUAAAAAUUCAUUCGAACUCUUUGAAUAAUGUGAGAAAUGAAUAAAAAAAAUAUCGCUGCAUAAAAUACAUAUAAAUUGAAGACAUUUCAAUAGCUAACUUAAAUCCAAUAAGUCAUUUUAAAAUAAAACACUCACGAGUUCAAUGGACAUUGCAACGUCUUUGUGUUUAAGUCUUCUAAUAGCAUGAAUUUGGCCGCGAAUUUGAAAGGGUACGGCUUAUCUCGUACGCAAAUUUGUCACAAUGGCAAGAAAAUAGAAACAACGUUCAAUGAAACGGUUUGUCGAAUGUGUAUAACAUUAAAUGACAAACGCUCACACUCUUAUAUUUAUGAAUAAUUACUGAAGUAUAUAACACAUAACAACCAUUGAUAUACAUACAAAAAGUAUAUUCCUCCCGUUUGAAACUUGUAAAAAAAAGAUGAGCAUUGAAGUGAUGCAUUAAAGCGUGACGUGUGUGAGGUGAGUUCAUUUUUUUCCGUUUGUUUUUUUUUAAACAGAAUACUAAACCAAAUAAAUGAUGAUAUGAGAAGAAAAUAUUGUAUUUAAACGAAAACAAAGAAUAUGCGGACAUUUUUUCUCGCUCUCUCUCCUAUACAGGCACAAAUAUAAAUCAUACUAUAAAAAAAAGAACAGAAUGAAUAGGUUUUUUUUCAGCGGAUAUUUAUAAGGAAAUAAAAAAAAAUGAAAUCAAUAAUAAAAGUUUUACAUGAACACCGAGAAGUAAACAAAAGAUAUUAUUCUCGAGAGGAUUAGUUUAGCAAAGAAAAAAAAACCGUGCUAGCAAAAGUUAUUUGAGUAGAACAAUGAAAUGAACACGAAUUAUGUAACUAAUAUGUAAAACGUGAAACAAACAAAAUAUUUAAAAGGCAAUUGCUUUAAUUAAUUUAUUAAAUUUGAAUAAUUGAAGUAUUGAUGAUGGAACAAACCAAACUAAAACAAAUUAUCAGUGUAGUUAAUUCAUGUGUUGUUUAGAUUUUGGCCACAUUUUCAAUAUCGCUCAUUCCGUACAACACCAAACACCGUACGAAAAAAAAUUGUCGACGCGAACAAAUGUGUGACAAAUCUUUUAGUUAUCUCUUUCCAUCUUAUUAUCUUAUGGUUAGGCUAAAUAAAAAUAAAUAAAUAAAAACAAUUAAAUUAAAAAAAAAAAAACGAAACACAUACACACUCAAAAUCCAAAGUGGUUGAAUUUCUGUCCAUUGUUCUGUAAAAAUCAAAAGUCACACAUUUUGGGCUAUUUAAAUGAUAAUAUGAGUGUUAUAUGGACAGAAGCCAUGUAAAUAAAAUAAAAAAAAAUAUACCCUUUACUCUCUAGCCAACACCCCCUGAAGAAUAACAAUUUAAUCGUGUGUAAAAUUAAUUGAAAUUUUAACUCAAGUGAUCAACACAUAUUUAAUGAAAUUUAAAGAACAAUGGAAGGCAAAUGAAAAAUUUAAAUAAACAAAAUGUGUCACCUCUCCCCCCAAACAAUUCGCUAAUAAGAAUUACUUUGUUAAACUAUAACCAUUAUUCACUUUUACCAUGCGCCCGCCAACCCCCUCUCUCAAAUUUUACCGUUUAAUUUGAUUAAGAAAUGUUUUUUUUUUUAAUAAAAAAUGUUUAAAUACGAAAUUCGAUGAGCAAUGACAACGGACACCAAUUCUCAAAUAGAAAAAUGAAUUAAGUAAUACAAUGUCAAAUCUUCAUCUAUUCGAUUGGAUUUGAUUUGUUUUUUUUUUUUUUAAUUUAAGCAACAAAACAUUUUAAAUUGAAAAUUAAACACAAAGAGAUAGUUAUAGCUCUACGAUUGGUUCAUUUCGCAUAACAUAACAGUGCACAUAAACUUCAGAUAAAAGAAAACCAUAAUAACACAUUUGAACACAUGAAAACCGAAAUAGAGCGAUUAACACACACACACUCAACAAAACCUUAUAAAUAAAUUAGGAAGGCCAUGAAAAGAGGUUAUAGAUAGGAACAAAAUUAUUAGAAUAGAUAAAUGGUAAAAAAACAAAUCUUUUAAAAUAAAAAAAGCUAAAUGAAAUCAGUUAAAAAUUCAAAUAUUAAUGAAAAUGACGAAAUCUAAAUAACUUCACUUCUGAUAAGGUGCAAAACGAAAAAUUCUAUUUUUUGACUGAAAGAAAAACGAUGAAAAUGAAACAAAAGUGAAUAAAAAAAAAACAAACAAACAUAUGAGUAAUAAUGUUAAGCUGAACUAUUUUAUCUAAAGAGACGAGCAUUUAACUCAAAUAAAUAGUAUGAAAAGUAUACCUGUUUACCCCGAUAUCGGAGAAAUCUAAAAAACACGUGGCAAAAUAUGAUUCAGAUGCAUUUGUUCUGUUUCUUUCUUGAUUGAAGUUGCGUGCUCAUGGAAAACAUAUAGUCUUGAGUCUAUUGGUUUUAUUAUUUUCUUUGUCGACAUUUUUUUUUUUUCGUUUCAAAUUUUCGUUCAAUUUUUGAAAUCCGGUUGAUUUUGGCUUUCGACUCUGCAGCGAACUACAGUCUCUCCUUCGUAUCAAAGUGAAUUACAUACUUUUUCCCUAUUACUCCAACCACCAGUCGAGUCACCACUUUCGAAAUCUUUUCAAAUAAUAUAUAUAUACCCAAACAUUAUUUCCAACCGAAUGUUUGUCGAACGAAACGGAAUGGAAAUCAAAUGUCUACUUACAUCACGCAAAAUAUCCGGUAAACAGCAGUAACAGACCAUUGAAAUGAUUGUAAAUUCGAUUUUCUGUAUUAGUUUUUUUGUUGUUCAGAAAUGAAUUAUAUUUUGCAUGCCUGCGGUAUAUCAUUGAAAGGCACUAUUAUACCGUGAAGAUCUCCAUCGAUCAAACGAAAUAAUGAAUUGUAUUUCGUUUUACGUGCCACAUACCGUUCAACCAAAUUACAUUCAUUUCCUUCACAUAUAUAAAAGAAAAUGGAGAACAAAAGCCGUACGUUUCCUUUUUAGUUUUUUAUUUUCAUGAAUUGCGAACAAUUAAUAGUAACAUAAGUGAGACAAAAAGAAAACAACAACACGAAAAUUAAGCAAUAUAAAAAUAAGUAGUAUGUCUUUUUGAGUAUUUUAUGAUAAUUAUUUUUUUGUUUUGUUUUGUUGUUGUAAGUUAGCCGAAGAGGUGUUGAUUUAAGUGGAAAUAAAACACUUAAAUAUAUGUGUGUGCUACUUUCUAUUUACGAUCAUGACAAAGAAAAAUUACUGUCAUGAAUAUUAUUUUGUGAAAGGAAUAAAAAAAAAAUGAAUAGAAAUGAUAGCAUUUAGCGGAUGAAACUGCAACGCUAAACGUGUAAAGUCACUCUGAAUUGACCGUCAUUUGUUUUUUGCAUAGUGUGACAUAUAUCGAAAAUGGUUCUGGUUUGUUUUAUUUUUAUGUUUUCGAUAAAUAAACCAAUGACGAUUUUUUGUGUGUGUGUUAUUGAAAACAAAUAUGUGCAUUUCAAUUUUUGAAAGCAUUCGAUUAUGCAAAAACUUAGAUGAAUAUUUCGUUUAUCUCAAAUAUCAAAAAAUGAUUAUUAUACGGAAGAUGAUGGAGUUAAUUUUUCACGAAAAUCAUGAAGCAAUAAUUUAUUUUAUGCAAUAAUUCACAAAUUUUUUAACGAACAAUUUUUUUCCCUUCCCAAGCUAAACUUAGAUUAAUAACCACUGAAAAUAAACACAAAUUAAUAAAAAAAAAGAAUGAAAAUACAUACAAAACAACAAUAUUAAACAACAAAAGUCAAAUAAUUCAAUUUAAUCGUCAAUUAAUACAAUUUUUAUGAGAAGCAAAAAAAAACAUAAUUUAAGAAAAUAUUUACCAAACAAUAUGAGCAGCAUUGAUGGCUAACACAUUUUGAGAGCGCAACCAAUGGCCAAAUCAUCAAACAAAUCGCACGUACCAUCCUAUUUGAUUCCCAUAUGUUGGACCGAUUAAAUAUCUUGCAUUGCACACAGUCCUUUUGAUAUUGACCUAUACAAUAAAAUGAUAUUAUUUUGAAGAAGCAUAUGUAGAAAACCACCAAAAAAGAAAAUGUUAAACAAUGACGAAAAAGCAAUCCAUUAUAAUUGAAAUUAAGUUUUAAUACGAUAGUUUCGUUAUUUUUCUUCGAAAAAUAAAAUUAAAUAAGAAAAAAAGCAAAAACAUUCAUGAAUAAACAAUUUAUAUAUAUAACUUUUGACUUUUUAAGUGGUUUGUUCCAUAUUGGCUUCCGUACUUUCCACAAAAGAACAAGAAGAACAUUCAUGACACUUAAUAAUUUGCAGCACUCUGUUGCACGCACACAUUAACGGAAAGUUGUACUUAUGACGAAAAUGUCCAUAUUUUCGUCGUCAACUUAUUUUAUAUGGUGUUACUUAAACAAAAUUGUUUGUUUGUUUGUUUGUUUUUAUUUUGUUAGCAAAUCGUCUUUAUAUUGAAUUACUUACAGGCCUUUUCAAAACUUUCUUUUUUUUCACAUUAUUUACACUUGACCCAUGUAAACAGUGUAAAUAACCAUUUUCUCCAAAUAUACAUACACAUCAGAUUCACACUCUCUCAUACACACAAUAACACAAAUGCACUGCAUUCGCAAGCACAUAUUAUACUUGCUGCAUUAUACAAUAUAUUUGCCAAAUGCGAACUUUCGUUCUAUCCGCGAACAAUAUAUUCGAAAUAUGAAGAUGUAUACGUUUGAUUCAACCAGCCCCCCUCCCAUAGCAAUGCUAAUUCCUCAAUAAUAGGCAAUUCUUCUGUUUUUUAAAUUAUAAGCAAAAUUUAAAUGAUGAGAACAGCAACCACAACAACAAAAACUAUAACCUAUAAUAAAUAAUAUUCUAAAGCAAAAUAUAAAAUUAAAAAAAAAAGGAAAAUAUUUUAAACUAAGCGUAAAUUUAGAAUUAUAUUCCAAUAAUGGAUAUUCAACCGUAAGGUGUUUUCCGAUUGAAAUUUAACCAAUAAUUGUGUCGUUCAUAUUUAAAAGGAAACCGGACACAAUCGACGAUAUGUGCGAAUUAGAUGGGUGCCAUCACAUUUAAACAUUUGAAUGUGCAUGUAUGUGUUUGUAUAUUGGAGUUGCGCUGAUGGAUGAGGGUUUUCUGUAAUCACAUUUUGACAAUAAACCCCAAACGGAACAUUUUCAAUCGAAUAGCUUUCAGUGUUUCGUUAAUAUUUUAGUGUUCCGUUGUUGUCAGAAGUGAUUUCAAAUUAAAAAAAAAAAAACUAAAAAAAUGAAAAUGAGAAAAAAUAUACCUUAAUGAAAAUACAUCAGUUUAAUGUAUGCAUACUCUCAAACAAACGUUCCGAACGAACGAACGUUUCUAGCAAUUUUUGACAAUAUAUUAUAUAUUAUAUAAAUAAAUGAAUAAAUAUUUAACACUUUGAACCAAAUGAGAAUGAAAUCAUAAAAAAUCAUAAAAUCCACAUGAUAAAAUGCUGAAAAAUUAUUCAAUUUGGACGCUGGACUCAUGAAAUAAAAUUACGACGAAUUUGAAAAUGCGACUGGUUCGUACACAAUUUCAUUAUUUUACUCUUUAACAUUGAAAAUUUCAUAUCCAGUGAAUCGUUUGUACAUUCGCAUAGAAAUUUCUAACAUGAAAUGACCGCUUACCGCUUUCGAGCAAAUGAUUGCGAUUGUUUAUUCAGAAUCGAAUUUAUUGUCAUCCAUAAGAAUUUUCAAUAAUUUCAAAAUGGAUGGAAAUAUUUUAACAACUCUUUCAAUAUCAAUAGAACAAUUAAUUCAAUGAAAAAAAAUAUCAAACGAUCCCUUUAAACAAAAUACGACUUGUUUCCCCAUCGAAUACAUAUUCACAAAAUCACUUAUUGAGAUUUUUCUGGAUGAAUAAUCCCUGAAAUGGAUGUUAUUGCGUAUGUUUUUCAUCUUCAUCAAAAUGACACCGUUGGUAUAAUGUGUGUAUUUUCAAAUCGUAUGUAUGAAGAUUUCUUGAAUCCACAUGUAGUCUAUAUUCAAGUCAUUUUUAUUCGGCUAGUUCGGUUUGCUGUCAAAUUAAAUGUAUCGAAAUGUUACGAAAAAUGUACGCACGGUACGCGGUGGCUGUAAAUUAUAAAUGAUCACACAUUUCUGUCAAACACAAAUCAGAUAACUACAAAAAAAAAACUUGAAACAAUUGUAGUAUCUUCCAUUUUAAUGGAGCGAAAAGCUCAACAGAAAUUGUUUAGAUGAUUAUUCUCGUGAUGAUUCCAAUUGAUUUUCCAACAAAAAAAACGGGCAUGUCAUACAUAUUUUUAUUACUUUCCAAAAGAAAAUGCUUCUUUUUCCGGCAUUUCUGGCUCGUCUUUAACUUUGACAGCAGACCAAAUAUAUUAGAAUAAAAAAAGCGUAAGAAAAAUGAACAUUUUUAAUUGCAUUGAAGAGUUUCCUGCGCCUAUUUUUUACCCAAAAUAAAUUUAAAAACAAAAAACAUAUAUGGAAUCAACACAAUUUUGUGUCACACACAAAAAAAAUCAUGCCAUAAAAAAUAUGCAGGAUACUUUACGAUGAUUUUCUUUUUGUUUGUUUUGAAAAUGGACUAAUCAAAGCAGAAUAAAUCAAUGCAAAUAAAUUUUUUUAAACAAGAAUAAGUAUGAUAGAAAAUUUCUAUUUAAAAAAAAAAUGCGAAAUUUGUUUACUCAAGAGUAUUUCCGUGUCAUGGGCCUUACUGUAAACAGAUACAUACACAAACAUAGGGAAACAAAAGAACGAGAGAAAUUAAGAGAAAAAAAAGAGAAGAAGAUUUAAACGAAUUGCCAAAAUGAAUAAAUACCAAAUAAUAAAUAAUAUUUAUUGGUGCAUCUCUUCAUGAUGAUGAUGAUGAGCAAACAAAGAUGUUAACAGUCACGCAUCAAUUUUUAAUGUGAUGCUUUUCAUAGCAAUUCAUAGCAAAAAAAAAACAUUAUUUGUUACAUUUUUAUUAUUAUAUGCGUUUCGGGUUCAAGUAACUUGACAAUACCCAACGCAGCAUCACUAGAUAUGAAGCCGCGACAUAAAUGUCAAUCAUCGAAUGGCAAUUCAAAACGAUAGCAAAAAUACGUGAAAGACGCGUCAAUGAUUUGAAGCAUUUUGUCGGAAGCAUUUCAAUGGAAGAACAAACAUACAUUAAAAAAAAUCCCACAAAACGAAGUUAAUAGAAAAUCGUUUUAUUUUGAUGUAAAUCACAUUUAUUUACAAUGGACGCCAAUAAAAUCAAACUCGAGCAUUCUUAAAGCAUUAUUUAUAAAGAAGAAAAAAAAACACUUUCCCACUUGGCUGCCCUUAUGAUAUGAACGAUGUAUUCGAAGUGUGUAUGUAUCACAUUGAUGGAAAAUAUUAGCCAUAACUUAUCGACAAAUGAAAAAAAAAAACAGAAUAAAUAUAUACAACACAUUUAAACAAGUAAUUGAACAUUUCUACUUCGCAACGAAAGAAAAAAAAAAAAACAAAUGAAUUGUGCAUUGAAUGCGUUUUUAUAAUGACAAAAACAAACAUCAAAAAAGAACAUAGACGUAAAAUGUGCGCAUUCCAUGUAAUAUUCAAUUUUAAUUUCCGUAUUUGAAGAAGCCAAUUUCGGUAAUUUAAUGAGACGAUGGUAACAGAAACAACAACAACAUCAAGAACAAACAAAAAUAUUAUAUAUGAAUAUAUAUAAAAAUAUAUGUAUUUUCUAGUGAAUAAGAUUAAGAUGAUGGAAUAAAGCAAUAACCAUUUUUAUUAUUAAAAUGAUAUAUUACAAUUAUUGAUUAUCACUAUUGAAAUGGCCUGUACUAUGUUUUAUUUUUCUUUGUCUAAUAAACGAUGAGAGAAAAGUGAAGAAGUAUUGCACAUGUAUUUGCAAGUGCAAAUCAAAGAAAUCGGUGUUAUGAAAGCGAAAUCAUAUAUUUAAAGAAAGAAAAUUACCAGAACAAAAAAAAAAUGGAGCAUUUGUAGUAAACUUGAUAUGGAUUCAAAUUUUUAUUUGGUUAUUUUCACGUUUUAUUUCCUUGUCAAAUCAAUCAUUAACAUACAUGAUUGAAAAGUCCCUCUUCCUCCAAUCCAUUCGCAUUUUAAGCGAUCGAGAUAUUCAAAGUAUUGAUUCGGGCAUUUCCGGCUUUUUUUCUCGCUAUUAAAUACAAUUCAUGCACAAUUAUGAAAUGAUGAAUUGAUGAACCGAACCGCAUGUUUACUACACGAACAUAGUACGGGCUCCAAAUUAAAUAAAUGAAUGAAUGAAAAAAAAAACAAAUUAUAAACAAAACAUAAAGCUUUUAAACUUUGAUGACAAAGUCAAUCAAUAUUAUACGACUCUUAUUAUAAUUAUUACGUAAUUUUACCAAACAACAAACAACCACAAACAAAACAAAUAAAAAAGAAUUCCGUUCAUUUGGUGAUUGUGAAAGUCCGUCGGUUCUCUAGUUAUUUAACUAAAUGUAAUAGAAAUAUUUUUUUUUGUUUUGAUUUUUGGGCAUUUCAAUAUUCAAAAUUAUAAAUAAAUUCGAAAUAAUGAAGAAAAAAAAUGUAAAAUGUUGGUCUGUCCAUCUGAUGUAUUAUUAUUUAAAAAAAAAAAAAAAACAAAUCUGAACACACACGUUACUUUCACAGUCAUCAAAUGAACUACAUUAUUGCUAUAUACACUACAUUUUAACAAAAUAAAACAAAUGAAACAUUAUAUAUGCAAAAUGCAUUUAAUGAAGAUGAAGAAAGCGCAAUAAACACAACACACACACACACACACACACACAACACACAAAAUGAACAAGUGAUUUAAGCUAAAUUUUAACGGUACACAUUUAAGGAGGGAUUUAUGCACAAGUGUAAACGAUACUAAGCCAAAAUAAAAACAGAACCGAAGAGUAUUGAGAAGCAUACGAAACAUAUACACAGCGAAACAAAUCAAACAUUCACAUCCGAUUUUGGCAUAAAAAACACUUGUAUCGAUUUUUUGACCAUUGAAUUAAAAGUGUUUUAAUGUUGAAUUCGGAAUGAAUUCAAACAAUUUUAUUUAUUAUCGCAACUUUACACCAAGAGUAUAUAUAGUAAAAUGCAAACAAAAGAUCGAAUAGAUGGCAUUGGUCAAUACUUUUUUUUUUGUUUAGUUUCGCCUGUUUCUCUUCAGUUCAAUUUAUAUUUUUGGCUCCCAAUGAUUAUGGGUCGUUUCGACUAUAUUUGUCUAACACACACUACAGCAAGUGAAAGCUCCCUUUCUCCCGAAUAAAAGCACGGACACUUUGCUGUGAUCGAAUAUUCAUUAUCAUGAAAAACAAAAAUUACACAUGAAACCCAUAUAGCAAUACGUGAAAACAAUUAAAAAAACAAAUUAAGAAAACGACAUAUUUUUUCCAGCGAGAAAAAGAAGUGAAAGUUUUUAUCAACGUUUAUCCAAAAGAAAAUUACAUAACAUUUAUUUCCUGAAACCAGAUAAAGAACGAAUACAAAACCCUCCCUUCUACACACACAACCAAAUUUGAAGCAACUGUCCAAGACUUGUCCCAAGAGGGGUUAUUAAAUCACCUGGUUUUUCAUCAUUUUUAUGUUACAUCGGCUGAAUUGAGAUUUGGUAUUAGAUCAAGCGACAGAAACUAUUGCGUAAUAUUAGACGAAUUUGACUGUCACCGAGUGAUUUGACUGUCACCGAUUUGAUGAAAUGCUCAAGUUUAUGCACGCCAGAAAAUGUCAAAAAUACGAACAUUUCAGACAUUCUCACAAAUUUUUUCAUCAGAGAUUAUGUGAUGGUGUGCGAAAUGGCUGCAAAAAUGAAGAAAAGUUCGAUUUUUUAAUUGUGCCAGAGCAAAAGAACCAUUUUCAAAUUGAUUUGUACUGCGAUGUGCUACGCUUAACAGCAACUUUGUUUAUCACUAUUCACUUACGCAGGCGUGUGACACAGUGUGAGUGUAUAUUCGCUACACAAACUAAUUCGAAAUGAUUUUAUUUGCUCUGGUUUAUUCAACACACAAUCAAAACUGCACAGUGAAACCAUUUGAAAAUCGCUUCAUAUGAGUAUCAAUCAGAAUGGUUUUUUUUCCUAUUACAUCUAUACUGGUAAAAGCCACUCUUCGCUUGGCUAUGUGACAGUCGUAAUAUUCUCGUAUAUCUCCCAUGCAAUCAAUUCAAAUACAAUUCAAACUACUUGAAAUGAACGAACAUUAACGUUAUUGCAUUGAAAUGGGUUUUUUUUGUGUGAAGAAAAAUUGCUCCGCACAAAAUUGUCGCAUUAAAAUCUUCAUUGGAAUUUUACACGAUGGCAGCAUAAUAUUGAUGAUCAAUUCCAAAAAGUUAAUGCCAAAAUGGAAAAAAUAGACUUGAUCAUUCUUUUCCAUCGCCAGGACGGUCAACAGUUGAAUUAAAUGUAUCAUUUUUUUUAGUAAAUGAAAGGAGUUUAAAAAUGUAUAUGUAUUCGACAGAUACACUCACACACAUACACUAUAUAUAGUUUUUAAGAGGAUGAUUAUGAUGAUAACAAGCGAUAGAUAAAUCUAUUUAAAUUACAUUCAAACAUUUUGAAAUUAUGUAAACACACUCUCACAGUCACACAAAAAAAAACACACGCAUUAAACAAUGAAAAUGUACCAAAUAAAGUUUAAAAAAAGAACAAAACACACAUACAUAAACAACAGUAAAAACUUACAUAGCAACAUUUAUUUUAAGAUAUAUAAGCAAAACACACACACACACACAAAAGCUAAUUGUUUAAGCGCUUAUGCGUUAAUUCAAAGAAUUCUUCGAACAAUAAAGUGAAUAAAAAAAAAUGUGAAAAAAACAGACAAAUAGAGUUAAUACUGUUCUAAAAAAGAGAAAGAAAUAUGAUGUGAGAUCAAAAGAAAAUAAUCACAUAUGUAUUUAAAUGAAAUAAUGUUUAUGUAUGUAUGGACGGUAUAUGUGAAUUGAAUUUCGCAUAUAUUGAUCAAAGGCAGACGUAUGAACAAUACAUAAUAAGGAAAAGAAAAACUUAGCCUAUAAUCUAAUUUUAUUAAAAAAUAACAAGCAAAGUGGAAAUGGAUGAAAUAUAAUGGAAUAAAAUUGAAUAAAUUAUCAAAAAGAAAACAAUGAUAAAAAAAUGAAUACAGUAAUUUAAGUUAUGUUGCAUUUCAUUUAUUUUGUUUGUUCAUUUAUCAACAAUUACAACCGAGCAGGAUACACACUACACUCUAUAAUGAUCAAUGAUUUUUGGAUAUCUUUUAAAAGAACCACAAAAUGAAUUCAGAGACACUCAUCGCUGUGUGAGUUGGUCAAGCAAAAUAACAAAAUCAAAUUAAAUUGUUGAAUGUAAACCAAAUAGAAAUCUAUAAAUGUUCAAAAACCAACAAAACAUCUUUCACAACAAAAACAAUGAAAGUAAAUUAUGUAUUUUAUUGGGCUCUAUGCAACUAGAUUUUCGUCUGUUGCAAUCCGUCUAAAUACCUUCAGCCAAACUGACUAAUAUGCUUCUAAACAAAAAAAAAACUUAACACAAUCCAAUUAAUUUGGAAUGAAAACGUGAUGACUUUAAAAAUCAGUUAUUAGAAGAAGAAGAAGAAGAAAAAAUUGUAUGGAAUAUGGCUCAAAACAAAUGAUCAAAAGCAAAAAAAAAACGCAUCAUUUUUCGAAAUUUUCGAUUUGUACUAAUCAAAUAACGAAAAUAAGAGCAAAUUGCAAUACAAAAAUUGGUCUUGUUCCAUUGAUUUUUAAAACGUUUUCUAACUUAUUAGAAGCAAUCAUAUGAAAAACAAAAAGAUGAGCAAAAACUUUGAAUUUGAAAACAAUUUCAUCGGGUGUUAUUUGAAGCGUCAAAGUGGCAAUCACAUUCAAAUACAAACACACAUACACACAAAUGACACAACAAACACCUAUAAUACAUACAUUUAACAAAAAAAGCAAAGAGAAUAACUUAAUUACAUUAAUAAUUAAUAUACAAGAAUAUCUUGAACAAAUAAAUAAAUAAAUAAACAAAAAAAAACCUACACAAUGAGAACAUAGUAAUAAAGAUUUAUAAAAGAACAAAGGUGGAAAGAUGACGACGGGAGACAUGCAAAUCAACCGGAUAGAAAAUAUACAAAAAAAAACAAAUGAUGAACAUAUAUAUAAUUAUUAAAGUAUAUAAAAUAAUAUUGAAAAGAAAAAAAAAUGGUUCACAACGUGCCCUGUGUAUGUGGGAAUUAUUAUAAAAAUAUAUUAUGGACAUUGUUCAAUAA